AUGGCGAACUCUGACAGUAGGACUAGUAGAAGGUUUUUGACGUUAAGUGCUUGUAAUCUGGUUUUGGUUACUCUGUCCUUUGCACUCGAGUUAACUCUUCCAUUUGGUUUACCUACGCUGUCUUUGCCAAUUGGUCUACCUCCACCAUCUCUUCCAACUGGUCUACCUCCAAUUGGUUCAGUUUCCACCUUUGUUCCGGAUACUAGUUCAACUCCCACUGUCGUUGAGGCUACUAGUGCUACUCAACCACAUAAAAGCACCACCAGUAGCAUAUUCAUUUUUUCUUCUUCCUCCUCUUCUAUUCCCAGCUCCAGCCGAAGCUUCUCUUCACGCUCCCCCCACUCUGCCAUCAUUACCUCCAUCACUACAUCUGCCUCCUCUUUCUCAUUCUUCUCGUCUUCGUCCUCUGUCUCAUCUUCAUCUUCAUCCCUCUCCUACUCCACCACCGUCACUGGCACCUCCUCUUUCCCCACCUCUUCAAACUACUCAUCAAAUUCCAAUUCGCACAAGAGUGCAAUAGUCGGUGGUGUUGUAGGUGGUGGAGUGGCGGUGAUAAUUAUUGUAAUUGCAAUAGUGGUCUAUAGCUCGAAAAGGAGACCCAGAAAGCAAUUUUCAAGGGUGUUUGAUGGUGAUAGGACUUCCGGAACCAAUGAGCCUAGGGUGAGUGAAGGAGGUGGAAUAGGUGGACAUAUAACUGCAGCUGGUACUUGGGUUCAGGUUGACACACAGUUCAGAUCCAGUGAUGUAUGUAAUCACCCCAUAUUCGCUGAAAUAUCAACCAACAACUCCUACAACUCCUACAACUCUGACAACUCACUCAAGCUUGAGGCUGAAUUCACAUUCAGUUGUGGUGGAACGUCCACCGCGGGGUCGAUGACAUCCCCGACAGGUGUGUCUUCUAGGAGGUAUACUUCGGACAGGGCCUAUAGCAUUGACGCUGAGACUUCUUCGCCUUCGCGGGAAGAAUUAGAUGUAGGAGAGCAAGAACACGUCUCAGACGAAAUUCCGCCUACCUAUGAGAGUUUGGUGCCCCAAACUGGUGGGCCUGGGAUUCGGAACGAGGGAAGUGGGAACGUAAUGCGCGGUGGAAGUAGGAGCGAGGGUGGAGUUGGCGGAAAUGAAUGA
Lentinula edodes (shiitake mushroom) is the source of this 1125-nucleotide messenger RNA. RefSeq lists its product as uncharacterized. The record is from RefSeq and is a predicted model, not a curated record. The transcript has 3 exons. The coding region runs from base 1 to 1125 and encodes 374 amino acids. Lineage: Eukaryota; Fungi; Basidiomycota; Agaricomycetes; Agaricales; Omphalotaceae.